Galleria mellonella (greater wax moth) is the source of this 1674-nucleotide messenger RNA. RefSeq names its product UDP-glucosyltransferase 2-like. Gene Ontology annotation, molecular function: UDP-glycosyltransferase activity. NCBI's taxonomy places the organism in Eukaryota, Metazoa, Arthropoda, Insecta, Lepidoptera, Pyralidae. The transcript has 8 exons. Bases 57 to 1628 code for a protein of 523 amino acids. The record is from RefSeq and is a predicted model, not a curated record.
UUAGUAACACAUAUCAGUAGUGUUCGCAUGUCCACAAGUUAAACGAGACUUGUACAAUGAAUCUUUUUAUACUAUUUACAUUAUUUAUGUGCAGUGUUGAUGCUUAUAAAGUAUUAUUAAUAUACAGUUUGCCCGUAAGGAGUAUUGGCAUUUUGGGCGAGGGACAUUUAAGGAAUCUCAUAGACUCUGGACAUGAGGUAACGUAUAUAACUGUUUAUCCAUUGAAGAACCAUAAAUAUGGGAAUAAACUUCAACAAAUCGAUGUCAGCGAUAACGUAAAAUCAUUACCAGAUAAUGGUAUUAUGGAUAUUGGAGCUAUUAUGCACAAUGGUGUGCCGAUGAAUGAUGUUGGUACUCUUCAAGAAAUUUCUGUACAUAAUGCUAUUCUUACCUUCGAGAAUGAGAAUGUGAGAAAGCUUAUAAAUGAUCCCAAUGUACGUUUCGACGUGGUCAUAUCAGAUUUGUAUGAAACUGAAGUUUACGCCGCAUUUGCAGCAUUAUACAACUGUCCGAUGAUAUGGAGUUAUUCUAUGGGAGCUCAAUCGUCGGUAUUGCAGCUGAUUGAUCAACCAACUAAUCCUGCUUAUACUGUUGAUUAUUUAUCUUCAAACACCCUGCCUCUCUCCUUCCAGCAAAGAGUUGAAGAGUUAUGGGCGUUGAUAAAAUGGAAUAUAAUGAAGAGAUUUUUCCUUAUACCAAAAGAGGAGGCCGCUUAUGAGAAAUAUUUUGGCCCGGUUUUAGCGAAACGCGGCAGGAGAUUGCCUAAUUACAAGGAAUUAAUAUACAAUGCCUCUUUAAUAUUUGGUAACGAACACCACGCCGUUGGAAACUUGCCAAGCACUCCGCAGAACUUUAAGUUUAUCGGAGGCUCUCAUAUUGAAUCUCCAGCGAAACCGCUGCCGAAAGACUUACAAAGUUUAAUGGACAAUCCAAAAGAUGGCGUUAUAUACUUCAGCAUGGGAUCCACAUGGCAGAGUAAGGAUAUCCCGAACGAUGUGACAGAGGGACUUCUUAAAGUCUUCGGGGAGUUGAAGCAGACUGUUAUAUGGAAAUAUGAGGCAGAUUUGCAGAAUUUACCUAAAAAUGUACAUAUACUGAAGUGGGCUCCUCAACAAAGUAUACUAGCCCAUCCAAACUGUUUGUUCUUCAUAUCUCACGGUGGUUUGCUGUCAUCCACUGAAGCCAUACACUUUGGUGUGCCAACAAUAGGCGUGCCAAUAUUCUUUGAUCAAUUCCUCAAUGUAAACAGGGCUGUAACAAAAGGCUAUGCUAUCUAUGUCCCCUUGACUACCAACUUGCCGCAUGAUUUGAAGCCGGCUAUUGAGACCAUGUUGAGUGAUUCGGGGUACAGAAGGAAAGCGUGGGAGCUCAGUAAAAUAUAUCACGACCGGCCGGUAUCCCCUGGGGCGGAGGUGGUGCAUUGGGUUGAACACGUGAUACGUACAGGUGGCGCUCCGCACCUCCGCUCACCAGCGCUACAUGUGCCUCUCUACCAGAAGUUCUACCUGGACCUAGCCGUUGUUCUAAUUCUAUCGUUUUAUGUGUUAACACUGGCAAUUAAAUCAAUAUUCUGUAAAUCAACAAAAACGAAACAAAGAAGUGACAGUAAGAAAACGAAAAGGAAUUGAUUGUAAAUUUGAUUUUUUUUAUUAGAUUUUUGUUAAUAGUUUUUGC